AUGCCAACACCGAGUGCCACUCGCCCCAACUCGAUCACCGAGGUGAUCUCCACCCGAACGUGUCCGCCAGAAUUGGAUCGUCUCUCGGACGGAAGAGGCACUCCAGAUUCCCUGGUCUCCCAGGGCGAGACUGUUGACGAUGCUCUUACGUCAAUCGGUGCCUUAGCACCCUCCGCGCUGCGUCGCUCCGACGAUGGCAGCGCGCUCUCGACAUCUGACCCGCUGAGAGUGGAGAGCAAGACAAGCGGCGCUCCCGACGACGACACCGCAUCACGCGAGCGAUCGAUUUCACCAUGGGAUCGCAAUGCUGGCGACCAAUCGUCAGUAACACCCUCCAACUCCUCGCUGCUGCGGUACGAAUUCUCUAAUGUUCGGCUCCUGCCGAACUACUCGUCGUCUUUCCUUCGCUCCGGUAGCAAAUUUGUCGGCAAACAAAUGUCCGAUAAACAAGAAUACAAUGUGGAUGUGGAAAUCAUCCACGUCGACAUGGCUGAAUCAUAUUUAUGCGGUUAUCUUCGCAUUCAAGGUUUGACUGAGGAUCACCCUACCUUAACCACCUUCUUUGAAGGGGAGAUCAUCGGAACCAAGCACACAUUCCAGACCCGAAACGAGCAAUGGGGCGCCAAUGAGAAGAUAGACAUCCACCAUUGGUCCCGGUUUCCCGCCUGGAAACCGCUAGCCAAACAGGCCAAGCGAACAGAUUUCACAUAUCGCAACUUUGCUCAGCGUGAGCACGUGUUCAUGAGAUGGAAAGAAUACUUCCUGGUUCCCGAUCAUCGCGUGCGAACGAUCUCUGGAGCUAGCUUUGAAGGGUUCUAUUACAUAUGCUUUAAUCAGAUCGAGGGAUCUGUAAGCGGCGUUUACUUCCAUGCGAAGAGCGAGCGAUUUCAGCAACUUGAACUGAAACACGUUGAAGAUCAUGGAUGCGCUCCAGCAGUGGAGUUCCGCUAG
Molecule: messenger RNA, 951 nt
Organism: Penicillium diatomitis
Lineage: Eukaryota; Fungi; Ascomycota; Eurotiomycetes; Eurotiales; Aspergillaceae
Product: GID4/VID24 family protein
Exons: 4
Coding region: 1-951 (316 amino acids)
Biological process (GO): protein catabolic process in the vacuole; protein targeting to vacuole; proteasome-mediated ubiquitin-dependent protein catabolic process
Cellular component (GO): extrinsic component of membrane; GID complex
Source: RefSeq, a predicted model, not a curated record